Messenger RNA from Pelmatolapia mariae (spotted tilapia), 3077 nucleotides. RefSeq names its product class I histocompatibility antigen, F10 alpha chain-like. The transcript is spliced from 8 exons. Lineage: Eukaryota; Metazoa; Chordata; Actinopteri; Cichliformes; Cichlidae. Gene Ontology annotation, cellular component: external side of plasma membrane. The coding region runs from base 1 to 720 and encodes 239 amino acids. The record is from RefSeq and is a predicted model, not a curated record. Gene Ontology annotation, biological process: immune response.
AUGAAGUCUUCUCCAACCCUCAUAACCAAACAUAAGUGGGACAGUAACAAAGCUUUUAUAACCAGUGUGAAGAACUAUUACACUCAGAUUUGUCCUGAGUGGCUAAAGAAGUAUCUGAACUAUGGGAGGAGCUCUUUAAUGAGAACAGCUCUUCCCUCAGUGUCUCUCCUCCAGAAGUCUUCCUCCUCUGCCAUCAGCUGCCACGCUACAGGUUUCUAUCCUUACAGAGCCGAGAUGAUGUGGAGGAAAGAUGGAGAGGAGACUCAUGAGGGUGUGGAGAUAGGAGAGAUCCUCACCAACAAUGAUGGGACCUUCCAGAUGAGUGUUAACCUGGAUCUGACAUCUGUUCCAGCUGAAGACUGGAGGAGGUACGACUGUGUGUUUCAGUUCUCUGGUAUAAAUGAAAACGUCACCACCACACUGGAUAAAACAGUGAUCAGGACAAAUGAAGCCUCGACAGAAGUGCCCAACAUCACGAUCGGCCCCAGCUCCAGCCCCACUGCCGUCCCCAUCAGCGUACCCAUUGUCACUGCUGCUCUUGUUCUUGCUGUUGUUGCACUAAUCGGAUUCAUUAUUUACAAAAAGAAAACUGCUAAACCUUCUAAACCUUACAUGAAGACUUCACCUGAAAAUGAUCCUGAAAGGAGCCCUUCAGAUUCUAAAUCUUCUUCAGAUGGUUCUACAGACAUAACCAUCAAAACUGAGCUGAUGACAAAGUAAUUCUGACAAAGAGUGAAAUCUGCAACAAAGGAGACAGUUUGAACACUUGGACUAACUUGCUUCAUGAGGAUUCUGCAUCACUGAACUCCUGAGAAAACAUUUCUACUAUAAUGGAAGUGGACUUUUUUUUUAUUCCAGCCAGGACACAACUUGUGACUGAAACAUACACAAACGACCUCAAACAACAAAAAUGAAUCAAAUUUUUACUUUUAUGUCAUAAAAAAAGAGAAUUACUAUUUUCUGUGAGAAAAGUUACUUUUUAGCCAAACUAACUUUAUUUAUAAAGUGCUUUAAAACAGCAGGUCCUGACCAACGUGCUUAACAUUAAGAACAGAAUAAAAAUUAAAAAAUAAAAUAAUUAAUUAAUUAAUAACAACAACAACAAUUAUAAUAAUAACAAUAAUAAUAACAUAAACACAUAAAAAUAAAACUACAUAAAUAAAAACACUGAAAAAAACACAAAAAGAACAAUUUAAAUUUUUAAGUAUAAUGUUAAACUGCUGGUCUUUUUUAUAUAAUAAUAAGUAAGUAAAGAUGAUCCUGAAGAAGAAAAACUACAUCUGUAGGAAUUAUGUGUUUAUUUUCAUCAGUGUUGGGUCUGAGUGUGUAUUAACAUUAUUCAGUUUUAAUGCUACAGCAGUUAGUUCUGCAUGUUUGAUUUUAGUUUAACUCUGGAUGUCUUUCCUGACACAACCUCAAAGGGGAUUUGUGUUUCCAGCUGGAAUUGAACCAUCAACCUUUUGCUUACUAGGUCAGUAUGCUAACCACUACACCUUUGCAGGCAUCGUGAUUUAAGGUCAAUAAGUUGAAAAUAACAGCUCUGUGAGUUGCUCUGCUUUGAAUUAACUGCAGAUCAGUUCAUUUACACUCACUUUACAAUCACUGUUUUUUUUAAUGAGCAUCAACAUGAGGUGUCUUGAAAUAUUGAGUUUAAGAUUUAUAAAACUUGUCAUAAAUAAUUUGUUGUAUCUUUAAUAAAAAUAUGAAUACGCUGAUUAAAGCCAUAAAUAAGGUAUUGCAAAGAAAAGCUAAACUCUAUUAUUGCCACAUCUAUGUUUUGUCAGUGAUGAACAGUCAUGACUUUAAUGGUAACUGUAUUACGUAAAUACUACAGAGACAUGUAUGUGCAUAUUUUAUUACUGUUUGUUCUGUUAGACGGUUAAUGCUGCUAUCAAAGUUAUAAUGUGUGUGUGUGUCUGUGUGUGUGUGUGUGUGUGUGCCUCAUGUGGUGUUUAUUGUAAACAGGUCAGCUGUGUUAUGAUUAAUGAAAUCGGGGAAACGAGUCUUUGUUUUGUUAGACUACUGCACUGUUUCUAUACUUGUACAUCUGAAUAAAAGUUUUACAUUGUGGUCAUGCAUAAUGUCGAGUAUUCAGAGUGUGGAGAGGAGUGUAUAAUAACAUGAGUGAAAAGAAACUUUGUGAAAAGUGAGUUAUGUUCCAACCUGACACCAAAAAUAUUGAAAUACUGAGUAUGUAAAGAUGGCUACAUGACUACUUUCAUGUUGAAGGUGCUGCCUUUACAUUUUCCAACAUGAAGUGAGAUCAAACGCCAAACGCUGUUUUCAAAAUGACUUUAUUUAAAUGAAAGAGGAAACAUCCUCAGAUGUACAAACGCCGGUCCUUCACUUAAAGGUGUGUGGGGUUUUUUUUUUUGUUUGUUUUUUUACUAAUUCUGCCAAAGAGAGCAAAAUCUGCAACAAAGGUAACUGAUGUCUCCACACACGUCACAUGUAUGGCAUACAGUCAUUUUUGUGUUUUUGCUGCUUUUAAAGUAAGCCUUAAGUUUUUUGUUCCAUUUAUUGAUAAAUUCUGAAUCUCAGAGAAAAUGUUUCUGUUUUGCAACCAAAAUAAACAUGUUUUAUUAGAGCAAUGACAACUUAUGAUCAAAACAUGUACAACACAACAGAAAUGAAGUAAAUAAUUUAUAUCAUGGAAAAUUAAGUUGACACAUUGAAUAUUUUUAUCUGAAGAUUUCUUAAAUUGCUUUGUAUAGUUUUUUUUUUCUUUAAGUGCAAUUAACCACAACAAUCUGACGCCACUCUCCUUUGUCUCACAGCUUUAAUUAUUUGGGUUGAUAAAUGGUAUACAUAUUUUAUUUACCUUUGUUCUGUUAGACUGUACAAUGACCAAAUGAUAAAAUAUGUUGUUGUCUUAUGAAAUGCUAGGUCAUAAGUUCUGUCUUCUGUGGUGUCUGUAUAGAUUCUUUUAUCUUGUGAUGAUGGAUAUCUCUGAAUUACAGAAUCCAAGAUGUCUUUUUUUAGUUCAAAGCUUUUUGUUAUAUCACUGAAUGCCAAAUUAAAAUGUAUUGAUGCAUCAAUACAUUACUUUCUGCUCCUUAAUUCAGAUCAAACUGAGG